AUGCGAGUCAGAAUCCCAACUAAGAAAAAGGGUCGUGGCGCAGCUAUUGGAAAAGAUCUAGAGGAGAGGCGGCGUAAAAAUGGAAAACCACUGGAAGUAGCGUUUUGCCCACGAACGUACAAGGUUGUUGGGGGCGAGCACGCUACUUUUUUCCGCCUUGUGGGAACCCAAAUUAAAACGAAAGUUCCCGAACAUUACGGUUCAUGGGAAUUAGUGCCUAAACAAUACAAGGAUCAGGUCCUUGGCAUAAUUCAGUACUAUUAUCAAAUAGCGGGCCGCGAGGAUUUCUUAAAGUGUUUAGAUGGUAUCGAUCGAGAGAUGAAAGACCGAUACCGUAAUAGGAAAACACUAAGACACGAACACUUUGAGAAACACUACAAUGGACCGGAGGAUUGGGAUAAGGUUCUAAACAACCCAACCAAUGAUGUUAACAAUGAGGAGUGGAAGCAGAUCUGUCAGUUAUUUACAAGUCCACAAUUUAUUGCGCGCUCCAUAAAGAAUAAGGAAAAUCGGAAGAAACAAAAGAAUUCUACAAUGCAGGGUACAAAAUCGCUGGCAGCCGUCCGUUUUGAAAAAACGAACCCGGACCUCAUUGAGUCAUGGAAGGAUUAUCAUUGGAAGAAAGCAACAAAUGAUUUCGUGAACGAUGAUGCUCGCCAAGAUUAUGAAAAACUGAAGGCUGAUUUUGAGUUACAAACUCAGCAAACAUCCACUGAUGCUUCUAAUAAUGAUAGUCUGUCAUCAGUUGAUCAGGUGGAGGUGAUACAAAAAGUAUUAGGCCAAAGGCGUGGACAUGUGCGAGGAGUGGGCCGCAAAUUGAAGGGGUCAGGGUCGGGGUCAUCAUCUACCCAACACUCUCACUUCAGCGAGUCUCAAGUUCCUCCUCAUCAUUCAAGAGAAUAUAUAGAAAAAUUGGAGAAUAAUCUACAGAAAUUGACUGAUCAAGUUAAUUUCUUAACUCAAUAUUUUGUACCUUCAUUUCGUCCACCAAACGUUCAGAUGCCGCCUGUGCCUGAUAGUGACAAUAUUUAUAGGGCUUCGUCUUCUCAACCUCCAGCUCCAACUCAUCCUUCUAUGUACGGGGUAGCGCCGUCUCAACAUAUGGUACCUCCAUAUAUGUACGGAGCAACACCUUAUCCGUGUCCGAUUCCACCGUCCUCCCAGCCAUCGUAUCCCUACAUGUAUGGAGCUGGAUCGUCCACAUUACCUCCCCAAUAUCCUUGGUCGAUGCUGCCACCGCAGCAAUCACAACCACAGCCACCGCAACAACCACAACAAGAAGACAAUAGGGAGGAGGACGAGGUAGCUGAUUUAGGAGACUAG
Humulus lupulus (European hop) is the source of this 1323-nucleotide messenger RNA. RefSeq lists its product as uncharacterized. The coding region runs from base 1 to 1323 and encodes 440 amino acids. The transcript has 5 exons. The record is from RefSeq and is a predicted model, not a curated record. Lineage: Eukaryota; Viridiplantae; Streptophyta; Magnoliopsida; Rosales; Cannabaceae.